This is a messenger RNA of Rubroshorea leprosula, 737 nucleotides long. The record is from the annotation of a GenBank genome assembly. Lineage: Eukaryota; Viridiplantae; Streptophyta; Magnoliopsida; Malvales; Dipterocarpaceae.
AAAAAUUAAAAAAAAAUCAGUUUAACUCUAAUGAAAAUGAAACAGAGGAGUAAUAAAUAAUUUAAAUAUUAAAUAGAUAAAAAAAAAUAAGGAUAAAAGUAACGAAAGAAAUUCAAAAAAUAAAUAAACCCACCACAUGGACAGCAAUUCGAAGAUGGCUCCUUUGUUUCCGUCUCCUCUAGAGCGCCCCGUUGAUUCAGCUCUCCUCUUCCUCUCCACCACACCUCUUUCUCUAUCUCCUCUCAAGUUGAAUUCCGGUGCCGAGACGUCAGAGGACAGAAAGAACAGUGAAGAGGGCUUGAGCGUGGCUUCAAUUGGAUCGAAAUCAUCCUCUUCGUAUCUCACCAGUGAUAUUCCCUCUAAGGAGGUUCGACCGCAUAAGCUGAGCUUUGUCACCGUCGAACCUAGCUGCCAUGAACUCAUGAAACUCAAGGGAUCCAUGUCCACAAGGGCAUCGUGUUUAUCGAGCAGCUCCAGCGCGAUCUCAAGCGCACAAAGCAAACACUUCGCUGGGGUUGAGAAAAAACCGACAGCAAAUCUUGAGAAAUUAAGGAAGAAAGCGAGGCAUCUCAAGUCAAAUGCGCAGCCGAGAUGAAGGGAUUCUAAAGUUACUAUCCGGCGGUGGUAGGGAUGGAAAGGGUUCCCACGAGACAGGAUCCCUCCCAUUCCCAUUAAUGGCGGGUGUGGGGAUUUUCACGAAAAUUUUAGAUGAGGGGUAAAAAAAUGUCCCCUGUUCC